This is a messenger RNA of Zeugodacus cucurbitae (melon fly), 3878 nucleotides long. RefSeq lists its product as uncharacterized. Bases 555 to 3485 code for a protein of 976 amino acids. The record is from RefSeq and is a predicted model, not a curated record. Gene Ontology annotation, molecular function: protein binding. The transcript has 11 exons. Lineage: Eukaryota; Metazoa; Arthropoda; Insecta; Diptera; Tephritidae.
GUGGUAAAAUAAAAGUCUCAAGUGCGUAAAAUUAAAGCACAUUCAUAAAUAAUUUUGCGGGCAGAGAAGACGUAUACUUAUUUUAAUAAUUAUUCUGUAAUUAGUUAAAUAAUAAGUGGUUUUCGUGGUUUACGAGUUGUACAUGGAAUUUGCAAAUAUUUAUACGCAGUGCAAAAAUAAGUACAAAUAAUGUAUAUAUGCAUUUAAACACGAAUUAAAAGAGAAACGAUCGUACAAAGAUAACAUAUAUAAAUGUUCGUUCCCGCAAAUACAUAUGUAUAUCUGUAAAUACUUGGUAUAGUGUGAGAGAUAACAUCGAAUGAAAUACUAACAAUUACUAAAGAUCUAAUAAAUAUUGUGUUAAUUUUGUGUUUUAACCCAAAAUAUUUAUAUCUCGGUGACAUAAGUGAAAUUGAAACAAGUAAAAAACAAAAAAAAAAAUUAAUUACUUAAAAAAUCAUUAUUAUAAACAAUAAAAAGUUCAAAUAGAAAUAAAUAAGCUAAUUUCGGUGAAACCAACUUUAUUACGGGAAAAACCAGAUACGCAUUGCAAAAUGUCGAAGCCAAACCCAACAGUGAAGUGUUCAGCUAGUGAUAACAAACAUACAAUUUUUACAGACGGAAGUGGUACUAGUGCUUCGUCCGUUUUAGCAGCGAACAUAGACAAUAAAAACAUUCAGGGAAAAACAGAAUUAUCAGAAAACUUUGAUAUUGAGGAUCCGUCACAAGGAGCAGAUUCAGGAUUUUUGUCCGGUCCUCAAAGCUCUUUCUGUGAUGAGCAAGAGGAUAUAACAUAUAGCUCCGGUGGAAACAAUGCAAAUAACUUUAACAAAACAAAACCAAAUAUUGUUGCAACAGAACGUCACACCAAGAACAUUCCGGGAAUUUCCCAACCCCACGAUAAAAAACAAGAAAGUAUUUUUGUUGUUGAUUCGGGUUGCAUAGAGGAAGAAGAAGAAUACGAAGAGUUCAACGAUUCUGAAGCCAAAUCCGACCGCCACUUAAUUCCCACACAACAAACACUGCAUAGUAAACCACGCUCUGCAACUGCUGCAACCCAGUCGAAUUUAAGUGAAGAAAUGAAACUCAAACACGAUGUCGAUAGCCAUAUAUCAGAAAGAUUCUGCAAUCUGAGUUUACAAAGUGGAACGGCAAAUAAUUUGAAUGCGUCCGGUAGAGUUCCAGCAGUGGCCCAACUGCCCGUUUGGGAACAAUUUUUUCAACAAAAUGAUGAUGGAGACACUUACCUCCAUUUGGCUAGCAUAUCGGGGCAAGAUAAUGUGGCAGCUGCUCUCAUCAGUCUCGCUGUACACCCAUGUAUUUUGAAUAUCAAAAAUGAUUAUGGCCAAACCCCGUUGCACCUGGCAGCGCUCUCUAGACAUCCAACCAUACUGCGCAUGUUAUUACUUGCUGGAGCCGAUCCAAAUAUACGAGACUGCCGGGGAAACACAGCUCUACACCUUGCCUGUAAAUCCGGGUAUGAGCAAAGUGUGAGUGCUUUAACAACACCAUUUAGUGAAAUAGAGAUCAAUGCUGCACACCAACAAUUUGGAUACACCCAGACUAAACUCAUAAAUAAUUUAGAAAUGAGAAACUAUGAAGGCGAAUAUUGUGUUCAUUUAGCUGCCGAAAUUGGUAAUCUUCAAAUGCUAAGAUCUUUGGUGCAAUCUGGUGCGGAUAUCAAUGCUGGGGAAGGAAAAGGUGGCUACACACCGCUACAUAUUGCCGUUGAAAAGGGUAAUGAGGAGCUAUUGAACUUCCUAUUGAAUAAUUGCAAGCCGAAGCUGAACGUGGAAGCAACCACUUUCGGACGACUAACUGCCUAUCAAUUGGCAUCCAUUUCGGAGAGGUCACAAAUGCAACGUAUCUUAGAAAAGCAUGGCGCAGAACAACUACCUUCGCCAGAUAAUGACUACGAAAGCAGUGACGACGAAUCAGAAAUCGUAAAAAGAUUUUCGUUGAAUUGCAUAUUAUCAAUUAUAUUAAUACAAAUCUACAAAAUGUCAAAUAAAAAUACUGCGGAAAUUAAAAGUGUAGAAAAUGGAAGUAAAAACACCGAUCAAGAAAGUUUUCAAAAGCAACAGUUUUUGGAAAAUGUAGAUAAUGAUUUGACCCACGGAGCAGAUUCGGGAUUUCUCUCGGGCCCUCAAAAUUCAUUUUUCGAAGAACAUGAAGAUCCAAAACAUAGUUCUGCGGAUAAUAUUAAAAAUGUGCAAAAUCCCAGUACCGAUAAACACAGAACAGGGAAAACAGAUGAAAUUUCCGAUCAUUGCGAAAAGGCUGCAGGAGAAUUCUGCAUUGUUGAUUCGGGCUGCAUAGAGGAAGAAGAAUGUGAGCCCAACGAUUUACAUGCCGACACUGAGCAUCAAGCCAUUGCAUCGCACAGCACACGAUCGCUGCCACCAAUAAUAGACUCUGCAAAUCCAACCAGUGCAUCUAAAGUUACAAGUUCGCAAGAUAAUAAAAUGAAGGCAAAGCAAGAUGUUGAUGCCAGUAUUUCUGAACGCUUUUGUAACCUUAGUUUACAACAGGGUACAAUAAAUGAUUUGGGUGCUUCCAGCAAAGAUUCUACAGUGGAACCUGAACCAUCAACAACAGCUAAAACAUCGGCUGAACCCAACCAAUUGCCGGCGUGGGAACAAUGCUACCGACAAAACGACGAAGGAGAUACCUAUCUUCAUUUGGCAUGUAUAUCGGGAUACGACAAUGUGGUAGCCGCCCUUAUCCGCCUCGCUAUACAUCCUGAUCUAUUGAGUAUAAAAAACGAUUGCGGACAAACACCUUUACAUCUAGCUGCUCUUACAAAACAAAGAAAAAUCCUGCGCAUGCUAUUACUUGCUGGCGCCGAGCCAACCACACGCGACCGCCACGGGAACACAGCUCUACACAUUGCUUGUAUGUCUGGUGAUGAACAAUGUGUGAAUGCCUUAACAAUGCCAUUUAGUGGUUCGGAGAUCAAUGAAGCUCAUCGUCAGUUUGGCUACAGAUCCAAUGAUGAGCAGUAUUCUUCCCUUAGGUAUGCAUCAUUACCUUCUGACUUGGAAAUUCGUAAUUACAAUGGCGAAUAUUGUGUUCACUUGGCUGCCGAAGCGGGCCAUUUACAAAUACUUAGAACUUUAGUGCAAUCUGGAGCGGAUAUCAAUGCCAGGGAAGGAAAAGGUGGCUACACACCGCUACACAUUUCCAUUGAGAAGGGCAAUGAGGAGUUAUUCAACUUCCUUCUGGAUGAUUGUAAAUCGAAAUUGAAUUUGGAAACAACAACGUUCGGACGGAUGACUGCAUAUCAGUUAACGUGCGUUCUGCAGAGGUCACAAAUGCAAAGCAGUUUAGAGAAAUAUGGUGCAGAGCCGUUAUCUCCGCCGGACAGCGAAUACGAAAGCAGCGACGAUGAAUCGGAUUUCGAAGAAUCUAAGAACUAUGAAAGAUUCGUCGAUCCGGGAUACUUCGGCAAUUACAAAGGAGGCAAUGCAAUGGCAGUCAUGUAAAAACAGUGUACCGCCGACGUGUUUGGCGUGUGCUGUUCGUUUAAGAGAGUACCUAAUUACACUCAAUGUACUUAAGUUUAUUAACAAUUUAAGGAUACGAAUACAUAGAUGCCGAAAAAACGAAAUUAGAAAACUAUAAGCAUAUCUUUACCGUUAAGUAGUUAAAGAAUCGGUUUAUAAAAUCUCGAUAUUCUUCUAAUUAAUGUAUAAAUUAAUUUAAUUUUCUUCAUGUACGUAUUUUACAAUAACUAUGACAUGACUGUGGAACUAAGUAUUUACUCUAUAGUAAAACGUAUGGAAAACAACCAAUAUCUUCGUAUAAAGUGCCCCAAAAUAAUAAAAUAAUAAUAUAUGUAUGUAUAUGUUGCCAACGCAACAAUCGACAAAAGAAAG